This is a messenger RNA of Acyrthosiphon pisum (pea aphid), 5138 nucleotides long. RefSeq lists its product as uncharacterized. The record is from RefSeq and is a predicted model, not a curated record. NCBI's taxonomy places the organism in Eukaryota, Metazoa, Arthropoda, Insecta, Hemiptera, Aphididae. The transcript has 2 exons. The coding region runs from base 478 to 3960 and encodes 1160 amino acids.
UGUGGCGCGGACCGGUUGUGUCAGUCGGAGCGUAAACGUUAGAUAGAUCGGCGUCGACGGUCGCAGUCGUGUCCGGUUUUAUUAAUAUAAAAAUGUGUAUGUUUUAAAGUAUACGCACAAUAUAUUAUAUCUCUCUCGUUUAGUGUAAAAUUAAAAAAAAAAUAAUAAUAAUAAUAUAAUACGCAUCAGUGUUCCAUCCGAGAUCAACAGGCGUGUCCGAUGAACGGUUAUUUAUUUAUCAUCGAUAUAUCAUAAUAAUAUAAUUCAAUAUAAUAUUAUUAAUAUAUUGUAUAUAAUAUUAAUAUGUGUGUGUGUGAUACCAUUGACCGGAGACGACGACGAUGACUGUUGCGAUUCACCGCCGGUGCAACUACCCUACACCGUCCACGCAUUACAGGUGAAAUGCGAAAUCCGAGCUGAAGCCAACAAAGUAUCGACAACAACAACGAGCAGGAAAUUCACAAGACAGUAGAUAACAUGGUGUUGCGCCCGUGUGAGGAAUACGGUAGUUACACGAUGGAUAACUACCCGCAAAACGGCGGCGCUGGCCAUCAUUUUUACGAGAGCAUCAAAACCGAAAUGGAAAGUUUUCGGUUGCGUGGCGCGGACGGAGAUUUUUCAGCGUCGGUAGCAGCCACGUCCGAUGCAUUGCUCAGUGACGACACCAGCUCGAUAGCGUCAAAGAAACGAAUAGACAGUAUGUUUAAGACGACCGCUUCCGCUGCGGGCGACACAAAACGGACGUCCGGCCACCGCGCUGGCCGUCAGACAAAGUCGUUGGCCGACGACAAGAACCACUAUGAUGAUGGGGCAGGUGGCGGCUAUUUCGAUUACGGUUAUCCCCCCAGCACCAACGAUAGAAACAACAACGGCAACAAUAACAACAACAAGAAUACGGUACAAGAGAAGAUCGAAAAGAUGUUUGCGGAAAUCAGUUCCUCGGAACUCGACACGGAUGUAUCGAUGGACUCCUCAGCGGUGGCGGCAGAAACGGGUAGCAACAAAUUCCACGUGCAAUAUAUUGGGUGCGCGGGGCUAUCGGGCAAGAUAUCAUCGUUGGAGGGCCUUCAGAAACCCGUCCGAGACAUGUACUUCAGUUAUCGGGAAAACCAACACCAUUACCGCGGUGGCGGUAUCCCGAACCGUGGUUAUUGCGACGACGAGGUCCGGAAUGAAGCACGGCGUGACUUCUCCGGGCUGUUGGAGAUAUCAGCAGCCGGUCUUACCAUCCGGUACAAGAACGAGUUGGGUGACACGGAGCAGCGGACCAACGCAUUCCCGUCGAUCGCUGUGUGGGCGGCUCUGAAAUAUGUGUGCCGCCGCCGGUCUCCACCACCGCAAAGAAGAAUCGUUGGGGAAGCCAUCACCACCGCCGCCGGUUACGAGUACGCUUUCCUGCCGCUGAUCGCCGAUCCAGAUGGAUCGGACAAGGCGCCGCUGUUCCGGGACAUGGACGCCGGCGACAGGGCUCGGCUGGACGCAGCCGGCGACCACGCGCCCGUCUUCGCGGUGGUCACGCGUACGCCCGGCAAGCGGCUUGAAUGUCACGGGUUUGCGUGCGAGACGGAAAACGACGCGUUGCUCAUGGCGGCCAACCUAUACGGGGCCCUAGUAACGGUUAUGUCUUCGGCCGCCGCGGAGGUAGACGUGGACGUGCCGACGUCCGGUGAGGCGGCCGGACGACGGGCCGCUCCCUCGGCCAGGCGGGUUAUCCGACAGCGGAACGGGUUCACGAGUAUGAGUAGCACGGCUGGUUCGAGCGUGACAGGUGGGGGUGUAGGUGAGGAGGCGCCCGCCCUACCACCGCCUCGUCCACCACGCAGGAACAAAAAGUCCACGUCGUCUGUCAGCGCUUCGACGUCGGCUGGCGAUGACGGGAGAAACGUUCCGUCGGCGAUGACGUCGGGUCGGGCGGACGAUGGCAGCGGUGGUGACGUGUGCAGCGGUGCUAAAACGUUCCAGUUGACCGUCAAACAGCCUCCGUCGCUCCAGCGGGGUGUGUGUAACAGUAGCAGCGCUGCGGGCUUGGCGGACAUGCAGUCCCGCAGCAAUAGACAGCAACGUUUGGACGGUGGUGGCGACAUACUCACCAAAGUGGCCAUACCCAGGAGCAGGAGUUUUCUGAAUUCCAACGGGUUGGCAUCCACUAAGUACUCGAGACGGGCGGCUGGUUGCGGGAUCGAGACGGUCGCGGCAGAUAGGCGCCGCCGCCGGAGCAAUGGGAGCGGCGUCAUGGGCUUCUCGGACAUGUUCAACGAGCUGCGUGCGCAAGAGGGCCUGAACAACAUGGACGACAUAUUGAACGCCAUCAUCAACGUGGAGGGUAUGUCAUACAAUGACCUAAAGCCCAUUUACAAGGAGUUUCUAAUGAAAUUGGCGUUAACGCUUACCAAAGACGAGCUGUACCAGCGUACCAAAGCAAUAAUGACGGAACAGAAACGUAAGCGGAACAAGCGGCGUCCAUCGGUCGCCACACAGGCGGCCGGCCGUGGGCGUCGUUUCAAUGACAAGCUGCGCGAUGCGUUCAACUUGCGUGCGGCAAAGUCGCGAAUCGGCUCCGUAUUGCUGCCGGAUUUUUGCAAGCGCAAAAACCGGAACAGUGUGUCCAGGAAACAACAACAACUAGUGCAACAACAUCAACAACAACAACAACAAAAGCGACGUCGAUGUUCGUGUUCGAUGAUCGCAGGGUCGUCCACCAGUCCAGCGGAGCGGAAACCGGAACGCAAGUUUCAACGGCGGGUCACUGCGGGUAAACGGUCAGCGGUCACGUCGGCAAGCAAAGGCCGGCGAGCUUCGGCCACGUCGUCGUCACCCGUCUGCAGCACUUCCGACGACAGUGACUUUUUUGCGGCCGCUGCGAUGCGGCAACGGCAACAUCAACAGCUCCAACAACAACUGCUGCAGCAACUGCCGCAGCUCUACAAGAAGACGUCUAAAAAGCGUGGCGGCCGCGACGGUGGUCGAGGAACGGCUACGGCGUCUGAGGCCGGUUGCCUGCACCGGGCGUCCAGUGGUUACUUUAGCUGUUCCGAAUGUAGCGGAGGCGGUGUAGCUGACGAAGACGGUUGCAGUUGCUGCGGCGACGGCGCGAUGGAACCGUCGUCACUGGUGUCAUGCAGCUGCGACUCAGAUAGCUGCGCAGACAGCGACAAGUGUUACUGUGGCCGUCCGCGGCGCCCGCGGAACAUAUUCGAUGAGCUCAAGAGCCGCGGGUUCGCCGCGUCCGAGUCAAGCGUGUCGAGGGCCGAUUCGCCGGGCACCGCAUGGAAAAAGAAUGAGCUACUCAUGCUGCUGCAGCAACGACACGACGAUAGUUGCCCCGGUAUGGGCAGCGAAUCGUUUCCGGCGGCUACGGGCGGCGGCAAGUGCGGCAUCGAACCUUCCAAGAGCAUCGAAUACCUGCAGAUGACGCACCGGGCCCGUCCGAGCGCCGCCACCACCGUCACCGGCGCAAAAUCAACCGCAGCGGCUGGUUCGUCUUCGUCGCCAUCGUCGUCCUUGUCCGCGGCCACCGUGUACUCGUCGUCGUCCGCGGUGCACCAACGUCGGCCGCAACCAUCACGCGGUGCCAAACACCACCACCGCCGUUCCGGUUCAAGCGGUUCGGACAACUUUCGCGCUAUCGAUUACGCGCUAUUCGCGGCCACUGCUGACGGCGCUGCUGAGCCGCGAAAAACACGCGGCUGCGGUGGCACCCGUCAAAAUCACCGCCGUCCGGAUGGCUCACUGGCCGCCUCAUCGUCGUCUGUCGCGGUGGGCAGGCGGUCGUAUAGCUCCGAAGCGGUGCACAUGACCGGCUGUCGGGUGCAGUACGGCGGCCACUUGCGACAGCCUGCACUGCCGCAGCAGAAGAAGCAGACGGCCAGGCGACAUUCCGUCCACGACGGCGGAGGCGAUGAAGUUCUGUCAACCUUUUUCAAAUCAGGCAUUGAAAACUCGUUAGGCUACUAUCCGUGACGAUUCGCGCCGCGUUAAAGUGACGCGGCAAACACUCGUUUCUGUAAGGCGUGCAGGGUGGGGGGGGUGAGGUCGAAAUUGUAUAACAUGUUACCACCGCCAGCGUGCAAUAUUCAAUAUAUUCCGACAAAAUAAAUGGUUUAAUCAAAUGUGUUUCAUACCAAUAAUAAAAUUCAUAUAAUAUAAUAUAAUUCAGGACGUCAUCUCGAUUCUUAAACAUAUAUCAUAUGUAUCUACAAUUUUCCGACUAACCCGAUAUUUCGACUACCGCUGACAAAUAAAAAACAAUUAAGUCUGCUCAAUAAGACUUAAACCGUAAAGCAUAUUUUACUAUAUAAAAUCGAUAUAGGUACCUACUUCUACGACUGCAGCCCCAACUAACUGGGAUUUUCUGCGAAUAGAAAAUGUUCUAUGACUUUUCCUACCAUUGUAUUAUAUGGUAUUAACCGUAGUAUUUUUUUGAAAAGAUGAGUAAUAGGGUCACAAAUCUAAAUUAUACUCUGGAAACAGAUAUUUUGAAAAUGUAAUAUUCAAUAAUUCUGUAAAAAAAAAAAGUAAGUGAGUAAACCUAUAGGUAUUAUAAUUUAUAACUAUAACACUAUGUAUCCUAUGCGUGUUUAUUAUUACUAUUACGUGUAAAUUGUUUUUUUUGUAUAUUAUGUUUUACGUAUUAAGUUUUGUAAAGCAAACCUAUUUUUUCUUAUAGAUUACAAUAUCGUACUAUAAUAAUACAACGCAGUGUUAACAUGUGGUAGUCGCAAUAACAGCAUAAUAGGUAUUCUGUAUAUUCAGUUUAUUAUACUGAGCUUACCAGCAAAUUGUGUAUGUCAUCGCUGCUGCGAUUACCAGUCAAUAUUUAACAGUCACCAGGACACAGCCACCACCCAUUUCGAUAGUGGUGUCGACAUACAUCCUUUUACCCCUUCCUGUGCGCCACUAAAAGAAUAACGACAAGGUUUCGAUGCUUCAUUAUCAUCGUCAUUAUUAUUAUUUAUUAUUAAAUUAUUUUAUAGUUACAUAUUUGUUUCCACGAGUUAAGGUGUGCGCUCGCACGUAUUUACGAGUUAAUGAAAUUUAUUCUGUAGAAAGCUAGAGUUGGGAACAUUUUUAUCUAAAUAACUAUCCGAAAAUAAAUAUGUAUUUGAAUAAAAAAUUAUUCGAAAAAUAUUGGUCUUUUA